This is a messenger RNA of Acanthochromis polyacanthus (spiny chromis), 1664 nucleotides long. It is a transcript of the gene ehf, whose product is annotated as ets homologous factor. The transcript has 9 exons. Gene Ontology annotation, biological process: cell differentiation; regulation of transcription by RNA polymerase II. Lineage: Eukaryota; Metazoa; Chordata; Actinopteri; Pomacentridae. The record is from RefSeq and is a predicted model, not a curated record. Gene Ontology annotation, cellular component: nucleus. Gene Ontology annotation, molecular function: DNA-binding transcription factor activity, RNA polymerase II-specific; sequence-specific DNA binding. Bases 219 to 1046 code for a protein of 275 amino acids.
UUGAGAAGCGCGACUCACUUUGUCUGGCUCCAAGCACAAGUGCGCUACAGCAUUGGACUCUCCAGAAAACUGUAUUGAUCCAUUCAGCUGUGUUGAGAGCGGAUCUACUUGAGACCUCCAUCAGGUCUGAUUGGACCCCAUUCUACUGCUCUGAGUAAACUACUACUUUCCUGCCUCAGCCCCUGGGCCAUGGUACAUCAGACUGUAGAAGCUACAAUAUGAGUGUAACUUCAUCCACUUCUCUGGACAGCCACCUCUCCACUACCUGGGGUCCUACUAACUCCUACCCUGAUGGUCCGCUGGUGAUGUCUGGUUACACAAGUCGCCUGUGGCCUCAUGACUCCCAGCCUCAGUUCUGGAGUAAGUACCAGGUGUGGGAGUGGCUGCAGCAGGUCCUGGACAUCCACCAGAUUGAUGCCUCCAGCAUUCCCUUCCAAAACUUUGACAUGGACGGCCAUCAGCUUUGCAGCCUGAGCUACCAGGACUUCAUCCGUGCUGCCGGCAGCCUGGGACCCAUUCUCUUCCACAGCAUCACAGAGCUCAAGUGGAGCGGGCAGUACCAUGUAGAAAUAGGGCAGCUGGAUCUCAAACCUGAAUUAGACUAUUCCUGUCCUUUUCCAGAUGUCAGCUUUCCACCAGGAGAAAUCUACGAUCCUUCACUUCAUUCCCUCGCACCGGUUGCUUCUCCCACUCCUUCUAGUCCUGAUAUCAAACGGUCUUUCAGUCGUCCUCAUCAGGUCAAAAAACACAACCCGAGGGGGACACACUUGUGGGAGUUCAUCAGGGACAUUCUACUGAACCCAGAGCGAAACCCGGGGCUGAUCAAGUGGGAGGAUCGAACGGAGGGGGUUUUCCGCUUCCUCAAGUCAGAGGCAGUGGCACAAUUAUGGGGCAAGAAGAAAAAUAACAGCAGCAUGACGUAUGAGAAACUAAGUCGUGCGAUGAGAUAUUACUACAAAAGAGAAAUCCUAGAACGAGUAGAUGGACGCAGGCUGGUUUACAAGUUUGGAAGGAAUGCAAGAGGAUGGAGGGAGUCCGAGAAGUGAAAAUGUCAUUAAAUUAUGUUUUCUUUUGAGUUGUAUGCAAAUGUGAUGUUUUAUUGUCAUUUUUAUUGACUGUUUUUGAUAAGGAUGUGUUUCACUGUUUUUUCUCUGUCUGCUUUUUAAGAAAAAUGCAAAAUCUUUUGUCGUGACACUGCACUGAGAUGUUCUUUAGUGUGCCUUACUAGCAGUAAAAGCUCACGUGUUUACAUAGAAACUUGCUGCCAAAGCUGCCAAAAAAGAAGUUAACAUAAAGCACAACUGAUCCUGUUUUUCUGUCCAAAUCAGACACUUUGUCAGUGUCCCAAAGGAGCACAUGAUGAUCCAGCAUUCAAAAGACAGGCAAACAGAUGAAUAGUCAGGGUUUUGACAUUGAUACUGUGAAGUGUCCUUUGGGAGAAAUGCUUGAUGAAAGCAUUAAAACAGCAAUAAAUAAUAAGAAAAUAACAUGCCAAAAGCACAAUGCAGCAUUGAAGUACAACACAUAAACAAGAGAUAAACAAGAAAAUAACAAUAUGGUUAAUCGUAUUUCAUAUUUUGCAUUUAUUGAGCUGUCAAGAAAGUGUGUAAAUGUUUGUUGGUUUUUAAUACAAUAAAGCUUGUGAGUGUUUUUAUUUUAUGAAA